Messenger RNA from Ostrinia furnacalis (Asian corn borer), 1662 nucleotides. Its product is annotated as pickpocket protein 28-like. Gene Ontology annotation, molecular function: ligand-gated sodium channel activity. The coding region runs from base 1 to 1662 and encodes 553 amino acids. Gene Ontology annotation, biological process: sodium ion transmembrane transport. The record is from RefSeq and is a predicted model, not a curated record. The transcript is spliced from 14 exons. NCBI's taxonomy places the organism in Eukaryota, Metazoa, Arthropoda, Insecta, Lepidoptera, Crambidae. Gene Ontology annotation, cellular component: plasma membrane.
AUGAAUGAAGGGGCCGAGCGACCAGUAGUCGGGGAGGUGUGUCUCAGAAGGAAACGGAGGAAACGUCAGAAAAAACUUCUGAAACAACUGUUUCAAGAUUAUUCCAAAAACACAACCCUUCACGGACUGAGAUACACUACUGAAAAGGGCCUUCAUAAUAUUGAAAAGAUAUUCUGGCUCGUCACGUUCAUUGUGAGUGUUGCGCUGUCCUUCUACCUGAUAUCAAAGGUCUGGAAUAAGUGGAAUACGUCUCCCGUUAUUGUCAGCUUUUCCGAUAGACAUGUCUUCGUUGAUAAGGUACCGUUCCCAGCGAUAACAAUUUGUCCUGCAAUAAAAUUUAAGAAGCUUAAUUACACGGAGAUACUCAUAAAUAUAGAACAUCGUAAAGUCAUUGACAACGACACCAUGGCCACAGCCCGUGCCGUGAACUUAUUUUGUGACAGGCCAAACGGGGCGCUUACUAAAGAACUACCUGAUGACUGGAUGGAUAGAUUGUUAAAUGUGUCGAUGGAUGUAGAGGAUAUUUUCUACGGCUGCAAUCUCGGGGGAAGUAAUUGCAAGACACUAGUAACAAGAGUGUUGACGGAGGAAGGAAUUUGUUUUAACAUAAAUGGUUUAGCAGCUAGUGAUAUUUUGAAUUACGAUAGUAUACAAAAAGAAUACAAAUACUCAUUUAAUGAACAUGAGGCAAGGAAUUGGACAUUAACUGAAGGCUACACCAAUGAUGAUGUAAACGCCUACCCACAUCGUGGCCAGGAAAGUGGUGAAACUCCCUACUUAAGCCUGCAACUGGUUGAUUGGGAAUCCAAAAAAGAUAAAAACUGUAAUGUAAUAUUUACUGGUUAUAAGAUUUAUUUGCAUCACCCAGCCGAUUGGCCUCAGGCGCGGUCCUACUACUUUGCAGCUCUACCAGAGCAAGUAUCAUCCAUGGCUGUUGAAUUCUCUGCAGUUUCUACCAGCGAAGAUUUGAAAGCAGUUGCAUUAAACGUGCGACAAUGCUACUUUCCAGAAGAGAGGCCGCUGAAAUAUUUUAAAAUAUAUUCCUACAACCAUUGCAGGCAAGAAUGUUUGACAAACUUCACCUACGCACGGUGUGGUUGCGUCAUGACUUAUAUGCCAUUUCAGACUAACGAGAAACUCUGUUCAUCAUGGAAACAAAUAUCCUGUUCUAUGAGAGUUAAUGAUAUUUUUUCAAUGGGAGGCAGUAUAAACCUGCGAAACUGCAGAUGUCUACCAUCAUGCAACUACAUACAAUAUGACGCUGACAUACAUAAAACAGACUAUAAGUUGGAUGAUUUUCAGUCUAUACGGAUAGACAAAAGAAAGAGGUUGCUUAUGUCGUUGCUUGGCUUGAGAGAUAUCAAACGGAAUAAAAAAAGUACAAGUGUGCAGAUAUUUUUCAAGGAACCAAUGUUUAUGGCUAUACAUCGGUCAGAAUUAUUUGGAAUAACUGAUUUUCUUGGCAUCUGUGGCGGCCUUUUGGGCUUAUUCUUGGGAUUCUCAUUCUUAAGCAUUGUGGAGAUCUUCUAUUUUCUGACUUUUAGGGUCUACAAAACCAUAAGACGGGAUUUGAAGACUGAGAAAUCGGGAGACCUACCAGACAUUUUCCACGUCGAGAAGUUACAUGACGAGAUCACAGAACUUCCACUGAAACUUAAAUAG